GCGAGAACAUCGAAACCUCUGACCCCACCUCCCUCCGCUCCCACCUCACCACCACCAGACCCUCGAGUUCCUCACACGGUCAACUACUACGAACUCGAACAAUAUGGCGGCUACCCAACAGGUCUUCAUCGACGGUACCUUCGAGGACCUUGCCGACGAGCUCGCGGGCUACAUCGACAAUGUCAAGAAGGUCAACGAGGCAGAGGGCGUCCGCGCCGAGAUCAAGCCACUCCUGGCAGCCAACAAGAAGGACGAUGUGCUGAAGAAGCUCGUCACCGCCGCCCCAGCCCUCAACGGCGCGCCCGAGAAGGAGUUCACCGCCGCAUACAACCUCCUCGUCUACCUGAUCGUGCAGUCGCCCAACGUCAACAUGUUCCUGCCAAAGGUGUGCGAGAACCUGUCGAGGCCCAUCGUGUCGUCCCCGCUGAACAGCUCGGGACUCGCACUGUCGGUCCUCACCACGAUCUUCAACCUGCUCGACCCGGAGAACGAGGUUCGCUUCAACGUCUUCCAGGCCAUCCUCCAGCUCGUCAAGAAGAGCGGCCUCUACGAGAUGCUCCGCCCGCAACUCAAGAAGUUGGAUACCUGGAUCGAGGAGUGGGAUAUUGAUGAGGAGGACCAGCGCAAGCUCUUUGUGCAGGUCGCUGACGUCGCUGCCGAGGUUGGCGAGACAGAGCAAUCCUUCCAAUACCUCCUCCGCGCCCUGCGCACCUUCGACGCCAAGGACACCGCCUCCCUCAGCACCCCCGAGGCAACCGACCUCACGCUCCGCGCCCUCAAAUCCGCCCUCAUCUCCAGCACCCACUUCGACUUCCACGACCUAUCGGCGCUGCCCACGAUCCAAGCCCUCGCCGACACUCACCCCGUGUGGUCCGAGCUGCUCGAGAUCGUCUCCGAGAAGGAGCUUGAGGACUACACCGACUUCUGCGACGAGCACGACACCUUCGUCGACGACAACGCCCUCGACGCCGAGGCCCUGCACCGCAAGAUGCGCCUCCUCACCCUCGCCUCCCUGGCCGCCUCCACCAGCAGCCGCGAGCUCGAGUACAAGCGCAUCGCAAAGACCCUCCAGAUCCCCGCCGAGGACGUCGAGAUGUGGGUCAUCGACGUGAUCCGCGCCGGCCUCGUCGAGGGCAAGCUGUCCCAGGAGAAACAGGUCUUCCUCGUCCACCGCACCACGUACCGCGUCUUUGGCGAGAAGCAGUGGCGCGAGGUCGCCACGCGUCUCGAUACCUGGAAGGACUCGCUGCGCAAUGUGCUUGAGGUCGUGAGGCGCGAGCGUCAGGCUGCAGAGGCGCAGAAGGAGCGCGAGCUGCAUGAGGUGGAGAGGAAGGCUCAGGGCGCGAGUGGGAUGGGCGCAGGCAGGCGUGUUGGAGGACGUGAUAUGAUCGAGAUGGGUACGGAUUAGAUGGGAUAUAGGGAGGGCCGCGGAGAGGGGUAGUGGACUGCGGGCUGGCGUUGGAUGUUUAGAUGCGAUGCAUGGCUGGAAACAGGGAUGAAUUUGGACGCAAAAACAGUAAUGAUGUCUACUUUUGCAUGGGAUGCCGGGCGCGGGAGAGAGAGGUGUGUCUCUGAUGGAGGAGACUACGCAAUGAUAGCUUUCGCGUCCGGUGGAGCAUGACCUGGAAAAAAAGAAUUCUUUCUUAAAACUGUAGCGCUGGAUCUCCUGUAUCAUCGCCGUGGCCUCGUUUCUGAACGAAAUGUAUUGUUUGUUUUUUUGAGUUACAGAUAUAUGAAAUGCUUGUGACGGACGAGCCUAUUCGUCUUGUGUAUGUAUG
Molecule: messenger RNA, 1778 nt
Organism: Pseudogymnoascus verrucosus
Lineage: Eukaryota; Fungi; Ascomycota; Leotiomycetes; Thelebolales; Thelebolaceae
Exons: 2
Coding region: 104-1408 (434 amino acids)
Biological process (GO): cytoplasmic translational initiation
Cellular component (GO): eukaryotic translation initiation factor 3 complex; cytoplasm
Molecular function (GO): translation initiation factor activity
Source: RefSeq, a predicted model, not a curated record